This is a messenger RNA of Serendipita indica DSM 11827, 663 nucleotides long. Lineage: Eukaryota; Fungi; Basidiomycota; Agaricomycetes; Sebacinales; Serendipitaceae. The record is from the annotation of a GenBank genome assembly.
AUGUUCCGUCUCCUUUUGGCCGCCCUCGUCGCCCCUCUGCUUGUCCUCGCAUCCCCCGUGAGCCUCAGCAAGCGCACCUCUGGUCGUGCUACGUAUUACCAAGUCGGUUUGGGUGCAUGUGGUCAAUACAACCAGCCUGGUGAUUUUAUUGUAGCAUUGAAUGCUGCCCAAUUCGAAGUCGGAGGUGGCUACCCAAGCCCACAAUGCUUCCGACGCAUCAAUAUUCACUACGGUGGAAAGACAGCCUCCGCGGUUGUUAUGGACGAGUGUCCCUAUGGCGCCUGCAAUUACGGUGACCUCGAUUUGAGCGAGGGUCUCUUCACAUUCUUCGCACCCACUAGCGCAGGCGUCUUUUACAUGGAAUGGGAAUUCGAGGGCGAAGGAGGUGCACCUCCGCCACCACCACCACCUCCUCCACCACCACAAGAGCCCACAAGCGUCUACACUCCCCCUCCCGAGGUUCAUACGCCUCCUCCAUCGAGCGAGACGCCCGUGCACACGCCAACACCGUCGUCCAGCAGCACCGAGGCUGCUGUGACUGCAGAAUCGGUCAACACUGACACCCCUCAAAACAACGCACCAGCGACUGGAGAUGCGCUCGCUGGACUCGGUAUUGCUGCUGGCCGCCUCGUCAACAUGCUCAACAUUGCACACGCCGGCUAA